Messenger RNA from Synchiropus splendidus (mandarinfish), 4890 nucleotides. RefSeq names its product lamin-A-like. Gene Ontology annotation, biological process: DNA replication. The record is from RefSeq and is a predicted model, not a curated record. Gene Ontology annotation, molecular function: DNA-directed DNA polymerase activity; DNA binding; nucleotide binding. Lineage: Eukaryota; Metazoa; Chordata; Actinopteri; Syngnathiformes; Callionymidae. The coding region runs from base 3058 to 4029 and encodes 323 amino acids. The transcript has 2 exons.
CCUCAGUACCUCUGGAUCUACUAUCCGGACCGUUCCCUGCUGAAGACUUGACGUCGGCAUCUGGGCUAUCCGCACCUCCACAGCCACCGUCGCCGACACCAUCAGCACCGCCAGCAACCACAGACAAGCCGCGGACAUCGCCCCGGAUACCAACGUCGACUUGCCCCGCAUCACCCCCUGACCAAACCCCGCCUCUACCCCCAGCCCCCGAGCGCUCUGUCGCAGCUACCCAAGACAGACCCCGCUCUCCAGCGUCGCCGACCCUAUUAGCGUUCUAUGAUGCAACGGCUGUAAAACAACAGCUCGAAUGCAGAGUAUGUACGCUUGAACGACGUCUUCAUCAGAGUGAAAUACAGUGUCGUCGUCUAGCCCGGCAAGCACGUCAAGCACGUAGAUACCGUCGUUUGGUGAGAAAUCUACGUGAAGAACUCAUCGUUAAGGACGUCACAAAUAAAGCUCUGGUGUCAGAAGUUCUGAGGCUCCUAAAACGUCAAGGACCUGGUGGUAACAGACGUCGUGGACUGAUCUGACUGAAGUUCAACCACAGUAAGGUCCAUUUGGAGCCUCAUUAUUUAAAAGCAGUGCUGGGUGAUUGGGGUUUGAGGUUGCUGUUGCACCGCGGGUGAUUGUGUUUUGAGAUUGUUGUUACACCACGGGGUUUGUGUUUUGAGACUGUUGUUUUGUUUAUUAAAUUUUUUAAAUUAUUAUUUUAUAACCAGCACACUACACCACACCUCAUUGACCAGAGUGCCUCGUCAACACGUAUGUUUCUGUCUGACUUGUUUGACGACAUGUCUGAGGAGGAUGUAGUGCAGGUCUAUGAUCCGUGUAUAAACGAAAACAUGGAGUCAAUUUUUUUCGGUGAGAGAGAGGGUAACCGAAUUUUAAAUAUGGUUCCUGCAUCAUCCCGCUAGGGUAGAGCCGAUACCUCUUUAGACAACGAGGAUUGGUUAGAAAGGUUUGUUGAUAAUCUGCAGACGACUGAUUCAGGGACACCUGCUCUUGACCCUCUGGUAGAUGUGUCUGACUCUAACUGUAGCGAUGACAAUGUUGAUGAUGGCGGUGAUUCGGUUCAGGAAGGAUGUUGUCUUGGAGGUACCGGUAUUGAAUCCGAAGUCAUAGAGCCUUUUAACACCGAUAGGAUAAGAAGGGUGCUAAAACGACCUGUUGUACCGGACACUCCUGAUUUAGCUACUUUCUACAGAGGUUUGAUGCAACAGGUCAGGGAGUUGGCUGAUGAAGCACAGAGACUGGCAGAUCGAGAGGAUGUGGUUCAGCUUGAAGUGGUAGGUGAAGAUGUUCAAGAACACGUUAAUGUUGUGGUUGAAGGCGACGGCGGGAAUAUCUUCCCUGCUUUUGAGGACCUCCUUAGCAACACAGUGCAAUCUGACAGAGUCAUCGCUAUGGGUAAGAGAAUUGAAUUAACGGUCCAAAUUGUACAUAACCCUCGAGGAGGCGCUAAACGCAAGCUCGAGAAGACGCUGGAUGCCGAAAUUAUUGGUAAAAAAAGACGACAUCUCUAUGUAGUUGGUGGUGACGGAACCGAGCAGCUUUGCUUCGCAAUCAGCCUUUCUUGUCUCCUUAAUCCUAACCGUGCGUAUCAAGAUUGUGUUGAGUUGGGGAGGAAAUUACAAAACAAAGCUGGUUUAGAUUCUCAAACACCUAUCACGUUCACAGAUAUACCACUGUUUGAACGGAUAGUGAGGCGUGAAAUUGUUGUGUUUCAUAAAACGACAGCAAACCAGCCAUUAGCGUAUUAUGCCACCGGUUUUGCUGAUGGUUCGGAGCCCUUAUACUUGUUUCUACUUCAGGGACACUAUUAUGGGGUGAAGAACCCAAAAGGUUUUUUAGGAACACGUUACUUUUGUGUCAGCUGUCAUAAGGGGUAUGAAGAUAAAUCAAAACACAUAUGCAAAGGUCACUGUAGCGUUUGUCACGAUCCUGUUUGCCCUACAUAGGUCCCAGACCCUGUAACUUGUGACGACUGUCGCAGGGUUUGUAGAACACCUUCCUGCGUUGCGAGACACAAAGAGAUCGGCGCUAACGGCUCGAGUCUCUGCCAGAGAUACAAAAAAUGUGAAAAAUGCGGAAGGUGCUGGUAUAUCCCAUUGCUGCGUUGUGCUUAAAUGUAACAUCUGCGGUGUAAAAUUAUUGUCGACUAACGAGGUCCAUCAGUGCUACAUUCAAACCGUCGCCAGGAAGACUGAGCAUCCUGAUCUGUUUUUUUAUGAUUUUGAAACGUUUACAGACGACCAAGGUAGACAUGUCCCUUUUUUAGUGUGUGUAAAGACGCAGAGAGGUGAAGAACGGGUGUUUUAUGGUCUCGACUGUGUUAGAGCGUUUCUUUUAUAUUUCAGAAAGAACCGGUUUAGAGGCUGUGUUUUUGUUGCGCAUAACGCCAGGGGUUUUGACAGCGUCAUUGUCUUGAGAGGUAUGCUUGAUGAAGGGUUAAUACCUAAGAGGAUAAUCAUGACUGGUAGUAAGAUACUUUGUCUUGAGGAUCCUCACUACAAGCUAAAAUUCAUCGACUCUCUCUCAUUCCUAACCAUGCGACUCAGCUCCAUGCCUAAAGCUCUCGGUUUCACCGACCAAUGCAAGGGUUUUUUUCCACACAAGUUUAGCUCAAAAGAUCAUCUGCAUUACAUAGGGACCUAUCCUCCUCCCUCAGACUACGGCGUUGAGGGCAUGUCAGACCCUGAACAGAGAGAUUUUUACAGCUGGUAUGAAUCUGUGUGUAGGAAUUCUUUCAAUUUCAGGAGUGAAGCUAUUCACUAUUGCAAAAACGAUGUUGACAUUCUGGCCAGAGGAUGCAUGAUAUUUAGAGAGGAGUUUUUUAAAGAAACAGGUGUUGAUGCGCUCUCAUCCGUAACAAUCGCCUCUGCGUGUAUGGCUGUUUUCAGGACCAACUUUUUAAAACCAGACACAUUAGCCAUACCCUGUCCCAACAAUUAUGUAACAAGCGGUAACAAGAGGUUCUCAGAUGCUUCCAUCCAGUGGUUUUAAUGGAAAUCACACAGACAGGGCAUUUUCAUACAACAUGCCUUGAACCAUGGGGAGAUGGCGUUUGGCCAGUGUUUUGUUGACGGUUAUGCUGAAGUUGACGGUGUUAAGCAGGUCUGGGAGUUUUACGGCUGUUUCUUCCACGGCUGUCCUUCAUGUGCUGAUCCUCAAGCCGUCUGCCCAUUAAGAGGUAGACCAUAUGGCGAAUUCUACUCUGCUACAAUGGAGAGAGAGCAGACGUUAAAGUCUAAUCACGAGGUGCGUCUUAUUACCAUCUGGGAACACGAAUGGCGUUCUCUUCAACAAUCGUGUGAUGAUCUCAGAGAUUUUCUCUUAGAUUUUGACACCCCUGAGCCUCUCAACCCUCGUAAUGCCCUCUACGGAGGUAGAACCAGUGCUUUAAAGUUGCGUUACACGACAAAGCCUGGUGAAAAAGUUUUUUACGCCGAUGUCACCUCUCUGUAUCCUUACGUCAACAGCACGUGUUCGUACCCCCUAGGUCACCCCCGCAUAAUCCACAAGGACUUUGGCGAUCCCAGACAGUACUUUGGUCUGAUCAAGGCGGUUGUCUAUCCUCCUACAGGUUUAUAUGUACCUGUUUUACCCUAUAGAGGACCAGGGGGUAAAUUACACUUCACGUUAUGCAGUAUCUGUUCAAGUCGUAAUGCUCAAGACAGUGACUGUACGCAUAGCGAUGACGAGCGUGCUUUGAUGGGGGUCUGGGUCUCGGUUGAGUUCAACAAGGCUCUGGACAAGGGAUACAAGGUGGCCAAGAUUAUCGAAGUAUGGCAUUUUGAUAGAUCUAGCGAUUGUAUUUUCGCAGGUUACAUCCGUACAUUCCUGAAGGGCAAGCAGGAGGCUUCUGGUUACCCUGCCGAGGCCGUUGAUCAGGAAAGCCGCGACAAAUACAUUCGGGAUUAUCAAGCCCAUCAGGGGAUUUUGCUUUGUGCUGAUAAGGUUUGUCACAACCCAGCAAAGAGACAGGUGGCUAAGGCUUGUCUUAACAGCCUGUGGGGCAAGUUCUGUUAGAGGGAGAACAUGUCUCAGGUUUCUGUAGUGUCAGACCCCAACGAGUUUUUCAGUUUCUUGUUUUCAGGGAAAUACGAGGUCAGCUACUUUAACGUGUUGGAUGAGAAAAAAGUUGUGAUCCAGUGGCGUUACAAGGGUCUCUACCCUCCUGGUAAAAGCAGCAAUGUUUUUAUCGGCGCUUUCACCACUGCUUAUGCUCGUCUGAAGUUGUACAGUUACAUGGAGAAAUUGCAGGAGAGUGUUCUCCAUGUUGACACAGACAGCUUGAUAUAUGUGGUGAAAGACGGCGAGACACCUUUAAAAUUAGGUAACUAUCUCGGUGAUCUGACUGAUGAACUCGAUGGGGAUAGCAUCGAGGACUUUGUUUCGGCGGGUCCUCAGACGUAUGCUUAUAAGACCAAAAGACAGAAGAAGGUUGUGAUGAAGGUUAAAGGUAUCACGCAAACAAAAGAAUCUUGUCAGCGGAUAAACUUUGACUCCGUCAGAGAUCUUGUAGAGGGCUAUUUGCAGAAUUCACCUGAUGGGGUGCUUGAGACCCAGCAACGCAACAUUGUCAGGGAUAAAAAGAACAUCACUUUAAAAAACAGAUCAGUUACGAAAAAACUCCGGGUCGUGUACGAUAAGAGGCGCUUGUUUUCGGACGGCACAACCAAACCUUUCGGGUUCUGAGUUUUGAGUGGAUGAGGGGUCACUAUGGAAGGAAUUAAUUUCGAUCCGCGUUUGAAAACACCAUUUUCAUGUCUAGUGGUGGGACCGUCGGGGUCGGGAAAGACCCAUUUUGUAAAAUGUAUACUUGAAAAUUGUGAACAUGUUAUGGAUGAUGUCAAUGUAAAUAUUGUAUGGAUUUAUACUUCUUUUCAA